Messenger RNA from Entrophospora sp. SA101, 360 nucleotides. The record is from the annotation of a GenBank genome assembly. NCBI's taxonomy places the organism in Eukaryota, Fungi, Glomeromycota, Glomeromycetes, Entrophosporales, Entrophosporaceae.
AUGUCUUAUCUUACUCGUACAAUUAGUAAUUUUUUAAAGAUAGGACCAAGAGAAUACCUUAGACAAUUAAAUCGUAUUGGAGACACGAAAUUUGGUACUUUUAUUGGAAUUGAUCAAUUUGGAAACAAAUAUUUUGAAAAUAAUGAGGAAUUCUUUGGUAGAGAAAGAUGGGUAGAAUAUGGUACAACAGAAUAUGAUGAUGCUAGUCAAAUCCCCCCUGAAUGGCAACCUUUACCACAUCCAAAAUAUAAAGCAUCACACGUAGAAAAUCCAACUUUAACUCGGAAAGCUUAUAAACCAUAUAAUACUACUGCACCUAAAAUUAUACCUUGGGAACCAAAAAUCUCACCAAGAUCUUGA